Molecule: messenger RNA, 879 nt
Organism: Acaulospora colombiana
Lineage: Eukaryota; Fungi; Glomeromycota; Glomeromycetes; Diversisporales; Acaulosporaceae
Source: the annotation of a GenBank genome assembly
AUGACUUCGCAUACUGAAAAGAACACAGCCGAAGAAGACUCCGAUAUUAUUGAAUUCUUGAACCGCAAAUUAGCGAAUCUUUCAGUAGUGUCCGACGCAACGGAGGUAUUGGGAAAGAAUGACGACGGGUUGCCAGUUUGUGAAGUUUCGAUGCUUUUGCCCCAAUAUGCGCAUGCUGUUUAUAAUGCUCUUCAUUCACCAGUGCGACAAUUAAGGCUCGCUGCUGUUGCUGGUUCUACUAAACAUACAGAAGCGCUUGUUGCUGGUGAUGUGACACGACAUCUCAUUAAGGUGUUGUCUACUUCAACUAAUAUUGAAGUUCAGACACAGGUCAAUGCAGUGCUUACAGAACCAAAUCUAAUGGAAAAUGUGGUCGCUUUGCUUUGGGACAGUGACAUGAAAGUUGUUAAAGAAGCAUGUUGGGUACUUAGUAACUCUACAAGCUUACACGAUCCUGACAUACUCGUUCCUCAUAAAUUCAGCAUAAUUCUGCAACAUGACAUUAUUUCACCACUUCUCCAUCAUCUACGUAAUCCUUCAACACCUCAUGAAAUAUUGAACAAAAUUCUUGAUACUUUAGUUAACAUUCUUUCAGUUGGGGAUCUAUCGGGAUGUGAAGCAUCACCCGAGUCGCAUAAUGAGUAUGCAAGAAAAUUAGCAGUGGCUGGGGUAGUUGAGGCGUUAAUUGAGACAUGGAAUAAUACGGGAUUAGUUGAAAAUAUAAAAGAAAAGGUGCGAGGAUUACUAGAACGGUGGUUUUAUGACUAUUUACCAAGAAAUGAACAUAACGGGGAAGUUGGUGAUGAUGGAAUAGAUAUUUCAUCUAUCGAGGAAAGAGUUUCAAGAAUGACAAUUAUGGAGGGAGUUGAUGUCUUUUAG